AUGAUCAACUCUAUCGUCGCAUCCCUUGCCCUCUUCGGCGCAUCAGUCGCUGCUGGCUCUGUUGGAAGGGCAAAGGUCGUCAACAAGUGCGAUUACGACGUGUACCUGUGCAACGUCCCAGCAUCGGGUGGCGGCUACCAACAGAUCGACAAGACUCUGUCCGCAGGUGACUCUUACACUCAGCAAUGGACAUCGCUUUCCAACGAUAACGGCUGGAGCAUCAAGCUGAGCCAAGAUGGUGACAACUUUGGCGGCCACAUCAUGCAGUACGAGUACACGUUCCACAACGACGGCAUCAUCUGGUACGACCUGAGCUGCGUCGACGGCAACCCAUGGGACAAGGACUGGGAGAUCACUGCCAACGGCUCCGAGUGCAGUCCCAAGCAGCAGGCAUAUCGCUACUCCACCGACGAUGCCUAUGGCAUGCAGUCGUGUGCCUCUGACGCAGAGAUCACCGUCACCCUGUGCACUGGUCUGUCUGCAGACAAUGGUACCUCCACCGGCUCCUCUGGCUCUGACACUGGCUCUGACUCUGAACCCAGCGCACCAAGCUACCAGGCCAGGUCCUCCUCGGCGCCAGCAGCACCAGCCUACCAGGCACCAGCCUCGACUCCACCCACUCUUGCGACCUACGCAGCACCAACCUACGGUUACAACUGGAAAAACGACGAUGCCCAGAAGUCUGCCCAUCCUCCGACAACAUUCGCGACCUCGACCACAGCAGUUGUCGCGGACCACUACGGCAACAUGGUCACCGUGGUUGAGACCGCACUUGAGACUGCUUACGUGACCGCAACCGCUUACGCUGAGAAGGCCAGGCGUCACCAGCACCACCCUCACGGUCACGCCGACCACCACACAUAG
This is a messenger RNA of Fulvia fulva, 864 nucleotides long. RefSeq lists its product as uncharacterized. The coding region runs from base 1 to 864 and encodes 287 amino acids. NCBI's taxonomy places the organism in Eukaryota, Fungi, Ascomycota, Dothideomycetes, Mycosphaerellales, Mycosphaerellaceae. The record is from RefSeq and is a predicted model, not a curated record. The transcript has a single exon.